Messenger RNA from Rotaria sordida, 528 nucleotides. Lineage: Eukaryota; Metazoa; Rotifera; Eurotatoria; Philodinida; Philodinidae. The record is from the annotation of a GenBank genome assembly.
AUGCCAAGACGUGAAGCAAUUCGGACGUUACUAAAUCUGCAAGAUCCAACUAAUUCUACCAAACUUGGUGCUUGUCUUCCUACUCCUCCUCCCACUGAUUGUAGUGACAGUUGUAGUGGUAAUUGUGGUUGUAAUUGUGUUGGUCCUCCUGGUUGUGUUGAUGAAGAUCUCAUAUAUAUAAAUGAACGUUUACAAUUAAAAGUACAUAUGAAUCGUGAAGAUGCAUUAAAUUCAAUUAUCGAAUUAGAAAAUUAUUAUACGGGACUCAAAAAUAAUUUACAUGGUUCACCAUCAGAAAUGGUUGAUGAAGCCUGGCAUGCACAUAUAUUAAAUACGCCAAUGUACUUUCGUUUUUCUACAGCAGAAUUUGGUUCAUAUCUGCAUCAUAUACCAUUUUGGUCUGGUAAUAGAAAACAGACAGGCCAACUGAAUGAUGAUAUAUCAAUGCUUGAAAAAUUAAAAAAAUUGGGCAUUCAAAAUAUAAAUGAAACUGUCUGGACAUAUCGAUCGAAAAAAAUGAAGAACUAG